AUGAUGAGCUUAAAAUCUUCUUCCUUGUCCAGUCUUCCAUUGGAUUUGGUAGAGGAGAUACUUGCUAGGGUUUCUGCUUCAUCUCUAAAACGACUACGGACUACAUGCAAACAGUGGAACGUUUUACUCAGUGAUCAAAGAUUCACCAAGAAGCACUUUGAUAAAGCAGAAAAACAGUUUCGGGUUGCCAUGUUGAGGAGACGUACGGUUUGUUCAAUGAGCCUAAAUCUGUUUGGACUCCACGACAAUAUUGAUCCAUCUAUGGAGGUUAAAUUUAACUUAAUGAUGGCCUUUGUAUUUGAAGUCUUUCACUGUAGUGGCUUAUUGCUAUGCAAAACCGGGGAUGAUAGACUCUUGGUUUGGAACCUGUGUAUGGGUCAACCCAAUUGGAUCAAAACCAAUAAUGAUGACGAUGGUAACUAUAGGUACGCUCUCGGAUACGAAAACAACAAAUCGUGCUACAGCUACAAAAUCUUGAAGUAUGAUCUUGAUGAAACUUUUGAUUUUGAAAUCUACGAGUUUAAUUCUAAUUCAUGGAGGGUUCUUGAUAGCGUCACACCAGACUUCGCAAUGGCACGAAAGGCCAAUGGCGUGUCCAUAAUGGGAAACUCUUACUGGAUUGCUUCACAUAAAGAAGAAGAAGAUUUAAUUGACGAUUUCUUGAUAAGUUUCGGCUUUACAACAGAGAGAAUUGGUCCACGUGUGUGCCUUCCAGUCAAGGGUUGUUCUUAUUGUGAUACUAUCUCCUUAUCUUGUAUAAGAGAAGAUCGGCUGUCAGUGUUCUUUCAGGACAGCGAUACAUCAAAGAUGGAGAUAUGGGUGACAAAUAAUAUCACUCAGACCAAAGUCAUGUCUUGGAGCCCUUUUUUUAAGAUUGAUUUGAACACUCAUCGGUUUGGGACUGAAGUGAGUUUUUUCAUCGACGAGGAGAAUAAAGUGAUCGUGUGUUGUGAUGAGGACGAGGACGAAGACGAUGACAUGAACGUUUUUGUAUACAUCAUUGGAGAGGAUCAAUAUUGGAGAAAAGUGGAUAUUCGAAAAAAAACAAAUUGGCCACGUAUCUUCAGUUAUGCUCCAAGUUUGCUUCAAAUUUAG
Camelina sativa (false flax) is the source of this 1095-nucleotide messenger RNA. Its product is annotated as putative F-box/kelch-repeat protein At1g62270. The record is from RefSeq and is a predicted model, not a curated record. Gene Ontology annotation, molecular function: protein binding. Lineage: Eukaryota; Viridiplantae; Streptophyta; Magnoliopsida; Brassicales; Brassicaceae.